Messenger RNA from Myotis brandtii (Brandt's bat), 405 nucleotides. RefSeq names its product twist family bHLH transcription factor 2 (gene TWIST2). Lineage: Eukaryota; Metazoa; Chordata; Mammalia; Chiroptera; Vespertilionidae. Bases 1 to 405 code for a protein of 134 amino acids. Gene Ontology annotation, molecular function: protein dimerization activity; RNA polymerase II transcription regulatory region sequence-specific DNA binding; DNA-binding transcription factor activity, RNA polymerase II-specific. Gene Ontology annotation, biological process: regulation of transcription by RNA polymerase II; developmental process. The record is from RefSeq and is a predicted model, not a curated record. The transcript is spliced from 2 exons.
AUGACCACAGGCCAAGGUGCCACCAGGCAGGAAGCCAGGAAACCCACCCUGCUGGACACAGUACAACCUGCCAGCCUACGAAGCGGCGAGCAGAUGGAGUGGGUGGUUUGUGAUGUGAUGGUGGAAUCUGAGACAGACUUGAAGGAUCGCCAGCGCACCCAGUCGCUCAACGAGGCCUUCGCCGCGCUGCGCAAGAUCAUCCCCACGCUGCCUUCGGACAAGCUCAGCAAGAUCCAGACGCUGAAGCUGGCCGCCAGGUACAUAGACUUCCUCUACCAGGUCCUGCAGAGCGACGAGAUGGACAAUAAGAUGACCAGCUGCAGCUACGUGGCCCACGAGCGCCUCAGCUACGCCUUCUCCGUGUGGCGCAUGGAGGGCGCGUGGUCCAUGUCCGCCUCCCACUAG